CUCUGGGAGCACAGCUCAGACAGGAACAGCUGAAAAAGAACAACAAAGCCACGACGACGACGACGGUACAAACAACAGAUGUUCGUCUAAAAUAUACGUCAAAUAUUGGUGACAUCGUCGCUGGUGGGGACAUUUUGUGCCACUUGAACAAAUCAGAAACGCUGUAGUUGAGUCACUCCUAGAGAUUAAACAAUGGGACGUAUCUUCUUGGACCACAUUGGUGGAACACGCCUCUUCUCCUGUGCCAACUGUGACACCAUCCUGACUAAUCGGUCAGAGCUUAUCUCAACACGUUUCACAGGAGCCACGGGCAGAGCGUUCCUCUUCAAUAAGGUGGUGAACCUGCAGUACAGCGAGGUUCAGGACAGAGUGAUGCUUACCGGCAGGCACAUGGUGAGAGACGUUAGCUGCAAGAACUGCAACAGCAAGCUGGGUUGGAUCUAUGAGUUUGCUACUGAGGACAGUCAGCGGUACAAGGAGGGACGUGUCAUCCUGGAGAGGGCGCUGGUUAGGGAGAGUGAGGGCUUUGAAGAGCAUGUCCCCUCAGACAACUCAUGAGCCCCUAAAGUUGGAUUAAUUGAUAUGGGAAGGCUCACUCCUUUGUCCUCCUUUCCCUCUCCCUUAUCCCUUUGCCUCUGUGCUGCAUACUGCCACCUGCAGACUUAGUGGUCAGUGAAGUUUUGCCUUCACUCCCCGUACCCCCUCCCUGUCUCUGGCCUAUGACUCUAGACCUCUGCUGAUUAGAAGAUUGGUUUGCUGGAUCUGUUCUUGCUGAAUAGGCUUCCCCAAAAUACUCCCUGAUUUAUGUGUCACAGGGUACC
Seriola dumerili (greater amberjack) is the source of this 821-nucleotide messenger RNA. RefSeq names its product protein yippee-like 5 (gene ypel5). The coding region runs from base 193 to 558 and encodes 121 amino acids. The transcript is spliced from 3 exons. The record is from RefSeq and is a predicted model, not a curated record. NCBI's taxonomy places the organism in Eukaryota, Metazoa, Chordata, Actinopteri, Carangiformes, Carangidae.